Messenger RNA from Zea mays, 1252 nucleotides. RefSeq names its product putative B3 domain-containing protein Os03g0621600. Gene Ontology annotation, molecular function: DNA binding. The transcript is spliced from 5 exons. The record is from RefSeq and is a predicted model, not a curated record. Bases 94 to 1092 code for a protein of 332 amino acids. Lineage: Eukaryota; Viridiplantae; Streptophyta; Magnoliopsida; Poales; Poaceae.
UGUAAAAACGUCAAUCCAAGCUCUUGGCCUCUCGCAUUCUUCCGUCUCUCUAGCGAAGAGGAACGGGCUCAAGCCUCAAGGUACGGUACCAAGAUGAGAAAGCCUUCAAAGGGACGCAAGGAGAGGGAUGUGAUUUACCACCGGAAUGAUCACUCAGAUGACCGUGGGAAGCAUUUCUUCAAGAUUUUGAUUGGUGAAUUCCAUGAAAGAUUGGUCAUACCGGUUAAGUUUGCUAAAAAUUUCAGAGGAAAAAUAGAAAGAAGUAUUACGCUUGAAUCACUUGGUGGCUGUACUUUUGAUGUUCAAGUCGCACAGAAUUUGGGCAGAAUCGUGUUUCAAUCUGGGUGGGAGUCGUUUGUUAGUGCCCAUGACUUGAAAAUGUGUGACUUGUUGGUAUUCAAGUAUGAUGGGAUGUCUCGGAUGAAGGUCCUGGUAUUUGAUCCUAGUGGUUGCGAGAAAGUACCGCCUUUUUUUGUCACGAAAAAUGCUAUGAGUGGAGGACGGAAGAGAGAAGGGCCCCUUGACAUUUCAAGCAGCGAUGCUAAUCUUCCCAUGAAAACACCAGAGACUAAAAAGAAAGCUUGGAAGCAAAGGGACAGGAGUAGGAUCAGUAUUAGGUCAUCUAGAUCCCUAUCCAGCUCAUCAGGAGGAAUGACAGCUUCAGAGGACGAUGAAGCACAUUCUGUUCCAAGUUACGUACUCCCACGUCACACCAGCCUUGAUACUAUGCAAAAGAGGAAGGUGAAAGAGAGACUCCAAGCUAUUUGUUCUGAAAUCCCCAUCUAUGUGUUAGUCGUGAAGAACACAAACAUUUCUGGAAGAUCUCGAGCUAUGGUCUUCUCCAGAAAAUAUCCUGAUGUGUGUCUUCCAUCCAAGAGCGGUGCGUUGAUUCUUCAGUGUCAUGGCAAGAGCUGGCAAGUGAUGUAUUGCAUUGAGGUUUGGAAAGAUCGAGGCGAAUCCAAAAGGCUUCGCAACGGGUGGGCACAGUUUGCUCGUGACAACUAUUUGCAGCUGGGAGAUAUCUGCCUCUUUGAGCCACUGAAGACCAAGAAGUGCACCAUGAAUGUGCACAUCAUCCGCAAAAAAGAGUGAGAUCUGGGAAAUGUUAUGUAAUUCUGGGUUUGAUGAGAGUUGCUAAUGGUCAUGUCAGCCGUUAUUGGCGCCAACUUUUGUAGCACUGAUAUUAACGCUUUUAUGCUUGGGAGGCUCCAACUUAAUCCUUCCAUCUCCUAAUAUAAUUGUCAUUCUCACA